UAAGUAGGUACCUACAUAGGCAUUAGUCGCCGUGAAGAUACAAUACAUCCAUGGAUAUACCUAUAAAUUAAACUCUCCCCCAAAUUCUUAUCCGAGGAUCCCUACCUACCUACCUACCUACCCAAAGCCCAACCCCGAACCGUACAGGGACGCCCACCAUCUGCUUCCGUUUCUCCCCGCUUUAAGUCUAACCGCUUCACUCUUCAUCUUCAUAUUCAUGUUCAUACCUAUAAAACUGCCUACCUCCAGGGCUACCUACCAACCUACCUACCAAUCUACAUACUAGUACUAGAUAAUCUACUUUCACUUUUACUUGUGCCAGUUGAGACAGGCACAUAAGUGUCAGGACUUUGUCUCUUGUCUCCCUAGUCCAACUAUCUAUCUGCUUUGUUAGAUGUUAUAGGAUGUGUUCGUCAUCUAUAACUCAGCCACCAUGUUGACCCGCGUCAUCUGUCAAACCAUGCCUGGAGCGCGGCCUCUCCAAACCAGAACCUCGGCCUCAAACAUCCUACACCCUACAAAUGUUUCUUUGUUGACACUGGGCCAUCGUCAACAGACCCGCGCCUUUCGUUUUGGCAUGUGGCCUUCCCUUUUUAACCCCGAACCAGAAAAAGAACCCCGACACCGUCAUCGAGUGCCCAAACGCGAGGAUGUCGAUGCUCUCAAUAGGAGACUUUCGUGGGAUCGACUCACAGUUGAAGAACAUCCAAGAGUCAUUUUGAAGCGUAUGCUUCGCAGAUAUUACAUUUCGCGCUUCAUAAACUCUGAUGAGUUUAAUGGCCAACACCGACGCACUGGACCAGCUCCAGAUGCCAGAGAUGAGCGCAUGAAGAUGAAGAUGAAGAUGUCAUGGGGUGAUAACCCCUUUGGCUUUUGGGUUGGAAGUAGAAGCUUAUGGUGGAAAGCCCAGCCGGAAGAACCAACGGAUCAUUGGGCUGAGAAGUCAUCAGACCGCACAAGUCAAGUGGAUCCUGAGAAAUCACCUAAGACCUCAUCAGUGCCCAACAAGAAAUCCGAGUGGAGAGAUCAUGGCUAUGAAGCCAAUAUAUCUUUUGCAGAGGAUUAUGUGAUUGACCCUAUUACAAAUCGUAAGGUCAUAGCUCAGUCAAAGACCACGGGCUCCCCUUCAGAUAGCCCGUUGAAUGACCCUUUGGGUGAUUCCAAUAGGUCUUACGGGUCCCAUCUCACGGCAUCCAAACUUCCUAAGGAUGAUAGAAAUCUGCCCCCUGUUUACUCGAAUGGGCCACCACCUCCAGCAGAGCUCGAAAAAUACGGCCAGGUCGAUUUAUACCCCGCAUCAUUAGAUGGUGUCAAUGAUCACGGAAUGCCACCUAGUGGCAGUACAGGCUCUCCACAACAACCUAUCCUACAAAGCGAAGAAUACGCCCUCAACCACCUUCCACCGGAGGAGUCAGUCGAACGAUACGAUGACCUUCACAAAUACAAGCCGGAUAAAUACGACGAAUUUCACCAACAGGUUCCAGGGCCAGAAGACAAGAAAUACGCUGAUCUCGAUAAGUACGAUACCUAUGGAGCUAGGGAGGCCGCGAACGCUGGUACGGAAAUGCCCCAGAACGGCGAUGAAUUGCCCAAGUACAAACCGUAUAUGUACAAUGAAAAUUUACAUGCUGAAAAUCAGAGAACACAAUAUGAAGACCUGGACCAGUACGGGCCAUACAAAUAUCAAGAAGACGUGAAAAAGAAGGACGACUCCUGUCCAGAAUAUGAUGACCUUGACAAAUAUGAACAUUAUGACGACAAUGGCAAGCCUGCGGAUGAUUCGGUGCAAAAAUACCAAGACUUGGACAACUAUAGUCCGGAUAGCUUUCAAGACUCCAUUAAGGAGGAGCUGCCUUCUCAACAAUAUGAAGAUCUUGACAAGUAUGGAGCUUUCGAAGACCAAGAACUUGAUGACAAACCUACUCUUGAGCGAGAUAUUGUCGCGGAGUCUCUAAGAGAGUUCGAUAUCAAAGAGCAUGAAUCAAAUGAAGAUGGCGACCCGAGGCCAAGCAUCACUGAUAGAAGGCAAAACUUGAAUCGCAACGAGACACAUAUUUCUCAUACCAGCACGCCCCACUUAUCCCCGUUCUCUUGCCGAACCCCCUCGGUCCCAGAUACCACGGAAUUUCGAGAGAAAUUAGAACAUUCUUUUGCUGAGAUUAGUGAGGCGUCUGACGAAGUAGAUCGGAUAGCCAAGGCCCACGUCAAGAGCUUUCGCAUAAAUUCCCAGGACGAGAACCAAGCGAAUCAAUCUACUUUAGCUGGUAGUCAUAUUAAAGGAGAUAAGGGACAAACCAAACCAAAGCUGGAACCAGCCCUCGAUCGGCAAGGUACAAGAUCUAAGAGUACGUGCAACAAUCUCUCUAACACGCAGGCCGAGAUCGACCCGUACUCCAAAGAGCCACAGGGAUUAGAGACGUCGUAUGCUAAAGAAAAUGAUGGGGAGCAUACGCCACUAACAUUCACUAAGAUGUAUAGCGGUAAACCGAGUGAAGAGGCUUCCAACUCCCAAUUAGCGAAGGAAGAUAAUAGUCCCACCACCCCUCCAUUUAAGUUACUGUAUCAUAGGGACCCAGAGGUUGAUGGACCACCAGCAGUCUCCCCGUUCCCCUCAGACACCAAGGCUGAGCAAAGCCAGACUUUGUACAAGAUCUUAGCCUACAACCGGACCUUGGAAAAGGUUGACACUGUCGAGACUACGUCGGUCGUACCCGAUCAUGCUUCUCCGUUGACACCAGCUGAAGUAUUGCUCCGGCUAUCAAACCCAACAAAAUUCUUCCCCUAUUUCGCCUCCUUACAGGCCGAAGGUUUUGAAAUCGUGUCGGGUGGCGGAGAUGUAUUAGUUUUCCGACAGAUUCGGACCGGGAAAGCUGGGAAUCAAGAGAGUGCAAGGCCGAUAAAUCCUAUCGAUAUGAUGGGUAAACCGACAGCAUUGCCAAAUGCAGCAGCGUUCGUUUCGCCAACGGGAUUUGUCAAUUAUGACAUGCCGCGGGUGGAAGAAGAAGUGCAGGCGCCUCCUUUCCGCUCCAACAUCGAUGUCAGAAGAGAGGAGCCCGUUUUCAGCGGGCCUAAGUCAACGUCCCGCGAGGGAAAGAAAGGCGGUAAGGAAAAGAGCGUCGGGAAACGAGUUCUAGUUGGCGGCGUAUGGGUUGCUGGUAUCUCAUAUGCCCUUGGCGUUGUCAGCGAGUACUUCAUAACAGGUGGUGCUGAUGGUCAAGGCCCGAAGGGAUUUUGAUGCGCGCUGUUUUAUCUAAGUGCUUAAGUUUUGCGCGAUGAGACUUUUCAGACACGGUUCGGAAUUGCGUGACAUUGUAAGGAUGCUGGGAUAUUGGGACUUUAUAUGGUAGGGAUUAUUAUAACGGGAGGUGUGGCGUUUGCUUCGUCGGCGGAUUUUGGGGGUUUGGAGGGUUGGAAAUGGAUCACUCAAUAGGUUUACUGGAAGACAUCCCCAAUCGUUCAUCUUGGUAAUUCAUCAAUACUUUGUACAGUAUCUUUCCACCAUCCUCUUAUUUACUAGGUAUGGUUACCGAGGUUCAGUAUUCGAUCGUUGGCAUCUAUGGGAAUGUUCUAUUUAGUCUUGGCCUUUGAAGCUAUGUCGACUGAAAGGAGUUUAGGUAACAUGGUACCUAGGUCAACUGGUACUGAACAAUUACAUAAAAACAUGGCGUUUUAUAAAAGUAUAUAAAGCAACGAUAGCUCCAAAGUUCCCUAGUUGCUAAUAUGUUUACUCAACUGAAUU
Hypoxylon fragiforme is the source of this 3739-nucleotide messenger RNA. RefSeq lists its product as uncharacterized. NCBI's taxonomy places the organism in Eukaryota, Fungi, Ascomycota, Sordariomycetes, Xylariales, Hypoxylaceae. The transcript has 2 exons. Bases 434 to 3235 code for a protein of 933 amino acids. The record is from RefSeq and is a predicted model, not a curated record.